GCCUGGGCGCAGCAUGGCACGCGGCUGCCGCUGCGCCUGAGCGGCUCGGACGCGCUCCGGCGGCGGCGGCCGGCCCAGGCGCUCGCUCGGCGGGCACCGCCAGAGAGGCCCGGACGUGUUGCCAUGGCCGAGGAAGGCGGCGCGGUGUGUUUCAGCGAGGAUGACUUUUACUGUCCCGUCUGCCAGGAGGUGUUCAAAACGCCCGUGAGGACGAUGAACUGCCAGCAUGUGUUUUGCAGGAAGUGCUUCUUGACAGCUAUCAGAGAAAGUGGAACACAUUGUCCUCUCUGCCGGGGGAGUGUGACUAAAAAGGAAAGAUCAUAUCCCAAAAGGGCUCUAGAUGUUGAAAACAAUAUGAAGAAAGCUUCUGGGGGCUGUAGAUGCUGUGAAAAGCAGGUUAGAUUUUCAUGGAUGAGGCAGCACUAUAAAACAUGUAAGAAGUAUCAAGAUGAAUAUGGAGUUUCUUCUAUUAUACCAAACUUACAGAUUUCCCAAGAUUCAACUGGGAACAGUAGCAGGAGUGAUGCAAUAUCUGAUAAUGGAGAGAGGGCUAAUAACCAGAUGCUUCAAGGAGAUACAAGUGGACAUCCAACCUUCAAAUGCCCCCUGUGUCAGGAAGCCAAUUUUACUAGACAGCGCUUGCUGGACCACUGUAAUAAUAGACACCUUUAUCAGAUAGUUCCUGUAAUCUGUCCUAUUUGUGUAUCUCUUCCUUGGGCAGAUUCUAAUCAGGUUACUAGAAAUCUUGUUAGCCAUCUAAAUCUAAGGCACCAGUUUGACUAUGGAGAAUUUGUGAAUCUUCAGCUCGAUGAAGAAGCCCAGUACCAAAAUGCCGUUCAAGAAUCCUGUCAUGUGAACUUUUAAAGUAUAGAUCCCCUUCAACUUACUGAUUAUCUGAGGGGGAAAAACUACAUGAAUUCUGUUGGUAAUAUGAAAUGUAUAUUAAUAAAAAUGGAAUUCAGUAA
Messenger RNA from Rhea pennata, 965 nucleotides. It is a transcript of the gene RNF138, whose product is annotated as ring finger protein 138. Bases 124 to 864 code for a protein of 246 amino acids. The transcript is spliced from 8 exons. The record is from RefSeq and is a predicted model, not a curated record. NCBI's taxonomy places the organism in Eukaryota, Metazoa, Chordata, Aves, Rheiformes, Rheidae. Gene Ontology annotation, cellular component: site of double-strand break; nucleus. Gene Ontology annotation, biological process: DNA double-strand break processing involved in repair via single-strand annealing; double-strand break repair via homologous recombination. Gene Ontology annotation, molecular function: single-stranded DNA binding; ubiquitin protein ligase activity.